CAGUACUAAUCUGCUCCGUUGUAUGUCGCCCUUACACUGUGAAGAUCACAUGUGUCAUCAGCUCAGAGCAGAGCUUGGGUCUUGCUUUUCUACAAAAUAUCUGAUAAAAAGAGCCAAAUCCUUCUAUAUCUUAGCUGUGAAUCCAUGAAAACAGAGACAAGGCAUUCAUAAACAGAGGUGAGAUGGACAGGUGUGUGCUCGUGUCAGCUGACAACAGCCACGCCCCCAUCCCCCUGUCACAUGACCAGCCUGUGGUCCUGGGGAGGGGACCAGAAACCAGAAUAGCUGAUAAGAAAUGCUCCAGAAAACAGGUUGAGCUGACAGCAAACCAUGACAAGAAAACCGUGACACUGAAACAGUUGGGUGCCAAUCCCUGCAGUGUUGGAGGAAAACAGCUCAACCCAGGUGAAACCGCCACCCUGAGGCAUGGCCAGGACUUCUGUAUGCUGUUUGACAAGUUUCCUCAUCGUGUAGAAUUUUCUUCAAACACUGACACCAACAAACCACAACAUAAAGUGGCAAAGGCUGCCAAAGAACAGGGCACAGUGAAAGAUAGUGCUUCAUCAGGAAAAAACAUCCUGGACUUUUUCCAAAGGAAACAGGCAGUCAAGAGACCAGCUAGUCCUGAGGGAAAUCCUUUACCCAAAAAGAAACCAAAGCCUGCGAAGAGACUAGCUGACAUGUCAGACAGUGAGGCAUCAGGGGAUGAUAAAGACAGUGGGCAGGGGAAGGAUCAGGGGAAACCACAAGCCAAGGACAAGUUAACAGACAUGUCAGACAGUGAGGAAUCCGACUCAGAACAUAGGAGGGAUAUCCAGGACAGACUGAAACGUUUAGGACAGAUGUACGAGGCACAGUCUCCACCAAAGGGAGCGGCAAAACCUGACAACAACACGGCAGGGAAGGUUAGACCCGGGGGUUCAGCUAUACAGUCGGGUAGACCGACCACUGAUGCAUGCUGGGAAGAGUUUGGUGAGCUGCUAGUCUACACCAGUAAGGGGGUACAGGGGUGUAGUAAGGUUGCCAGCUUUGACAUUGACGGAACGAUUAUUGUCACCAAAUCUGGGAGGGUGUUUGCACAAGACACCUUCGACUGGAAAAUUGCAUUCUCAGAAGUUCCUGGAAGGCUGAAGAAGUUGAUUUCCGAAGGAUACAAGGUUGUCUUCUUCACCAAUCAGAUGGGCAUCCAGAGGGGCAAGAUCAAUGAAAAGGACUACAGAAGGAAGUUGGAAGACAUAGUGGCCAAGCUUGGCGUUGCAGUUCAGGUGUAUGUUGCUAGGGGGAGUGGGAAGUACAGGAAGCCUGUAACGGGCAUGUGGGACCAUCUGGUAGAGAGAGGAAACGACGGUGUACCCGUGGACAAAGGUGCCAGCUUUUACGUGGGGGACGCAGCAGGACGACUGGUGAACUGGGCUCCGGGGAGGAAGAAGGACUUUGCCUGCAGCGAUCGUCUGUUUGCACUGAACAUCGGACUCACCUUCCACACUCCAGAGGAGUAUUUCCUGGGGUACAGAAAAGCCACGUUCAAACUACCCGAUUUUGACCCAAGAAAGCUGGAUGCAGACGGACCUCUGUAUUCAACACCUACCGCCAGUCUGGUGUCCUCAUUUCCUGAGGUUAUAGUGAUGGUGGGAUGUCCUGCGUCGGGAAAAACGUUCUUCGUCAAACAGAACCUGGUCUCCAAGGGAUACGUCCACGUGAACAGGGACGUGCUGGGCACGUGGCAGAAGUGCGUGGCGGCGUGCAGCCAGGCGCUGGCCGGCGGGAAGAGAGUGGUGGUUGACAACACCAACCCUGACGUGGAGUCCAGGAAGCGAUAUGUGGACUGUGCACGCCAGGCCAAGGCGCCGUGUCGCUGUUUCGUUAUGGCAGCCUCGCUGGACCUGUGUCGCCAUAACAACAGGUUCCGUGACAUGACCUACACAGGCGCGGGACACGUGAAGGUCGCCGACCCCGUCAUAUUCUCGUAUCGGAAAAAAUAUGUGGAGCCUCAGAUGACAGAGGGGUUUGACCAGAUUGCGAAGGUGAACUUCGUGCCAAAGUUUGAAGACAAGAAGCUUGAGGCCAUGUAUAGACAAUUUUCAGGAUAAGUCUGAACAAGGACGUUGGUCUGAAGAAGCUUAUGAUAUAAAGUAAAAAGCAUUGUUUUCAACAGUUACAUUGCAACCAAAUAUUCCAUCACUAGGUGGUGAAUUUGUUUAUGGCAAAGUUCAUUGCUGUGGCCCUGGUGCAACCAUUAAUCAAAGGAUGGAAACUGAAUGACACAAUAUAAGGAUUUUGUGCCAUAUGCAUGUAUACUGCCUAAAGUUCCCCUUUUGAGGAAAGUGGAAACCUAGAUUAUGGGCAACUAAUUUCAUGCACAUAGUCAAACAGUUAUCAAUACACAUAGUUGCACAUGUAGUUAAGAAAAGCAAAGCUAUUAUAACUCUUUUACAACUUACAGUCUUCUAAAUUCCCAGAGUUUUCCAUGACAGAUACAUAAGUGGAAUUAAACAUAUGUACUAACCAUGUCACCAAUGAUACAAAGUAACAGAAAUUAUACAAAGCACAAGUGUACAUUUCAACCUGUCUAUUGAAUCUAUUUAAAUAAAGGUACUAGGUUGUUUCCUACCUUUAGUCAAUACACAGCCAAAGUAACAUGACUGAUACAGACAUAUAAUAUACAUCUAAAUCAUCAACAUGGCGUACGCGUAGAUGGGAGAUAUGAUUAUCUACUGGUACAAAUAUUUAAAGAAGGUUGUAUGCAACUGUACCAGUUCGUCUCUGAUCACAUUAAAACAAGAUGUGCCAUACAA
Molecule: messenger RNA, 2795 nt
Organism: Branchiostoma floridae (Florida lancelet)
Lineage: Eukaryota; Metazoa; Chordata; Leptocardii; Amphioxiformes; Branchiostomatidae
Product: bifunctional polynucleotide phosphatase/kinase-like
Exons: 4
Coding region: 183-2090 (635 amino acids)
Biological process (GO): DNA repair
Cellular component (GO): nucleus
Molecular function (GO): protein binding; polynucleotide 3'-phosphatase activity; double-stranded DNA binding
Source: RefSeq, a predicted model, not a curated record